AGAACACGUUAAUACAACAAUAAGUAUGUGGGUAUUCUUUCUAUUUAUUAGAACUUAUAAGUUUGUACAUCUUAUAUGAGACAAAUUUGUAUGUUGGAGUUACCUUAACACUAAUCCUUACCAUACUUAAACUUGCAUUUUUUUAUUAGUAAUUGAAUUUCUUCUUAACUGAAUUUAUAAAUAUUUUAAAUGGUGUUUUAUUUAAUACUUUGUUAUGAAAAUCAAAUAUUUAAAAUUAUAUUGUGAUUUUAUGUUUAGGCUAAUAUUGGUCAUUCAAGUUGAUGUAGCAAUCACCCAGUACCCAUAUUACAGCAAAUUGGAAGUUAUUAUUUGCAUUACUCCAAUUUUUUUCAAAUGGUGAACAUAAAUUGUAAAGAAGUAAUCAUUUAAGAAGAUAAUUAUAUCAAAAUUAUUACAAUUCUUCAAAGUUCUAAACAAAUCAAGAAUACAGAAUCUUCCAUUAACAAACUAGAAUCAAUGAUUGGUUAUAAAUCAUAUUGUACUAGUAUACCUUCUGUAGGCAACAUAUGGAAUGUAAUUUUGACAAAACCAGAUAUAUUAAAAAUUUUUUACGUACAAAAUAUAAAUGACGCUAAAUUUAUUCAACAAAUGUGUUCAAGACUCGAUGAAUUAGAUGAAAAAAAAUCAAAACCUUUGAUAGAUACAGUACACGUAGGACAAUUAAUUGCUGCUUCUUAUGUUAAUGGUUCAUGGUAUAGAGCUAAAGUUAUAAAAAAAGAUAAUUUGGGACUAUAUGUAUGUUUUAUCGAUUUUAAUGAUGACGUUGUAUUUGUGACAGAUUAUAGAAUUCUUCCUGAAGAACUUGUUGAUGUAAAACCAAUGGCUUACAAAUGUUAUAUUAAUUAUUCAUCAAGAGUAAUUGAACAAAUAUUUUUAAAUUCUGAUUUCAAUAAAUUGAUUACAACAUUUUUAAGCAAUAAUGAAAUGGCUAUUAAGUUUAUAAAUAAACAAGAGCCAUACGUUGUUACAUUAUCGUAUAAUGGCAAAAGAAUUGUUGACAUAAUAUCAGAGUUAUUCUGGGAAGGAAUUAUGCCUGGCAUAUUAGAUGACCCAAUAAAUCUAAAAAGACUUAUUAUGUUGAAUAAAAUUAAUUUAUUUGAUGACAUAGAGGUUGUAAAAAUUAAACCCAUCAUAUCAACUGAACAUUUUUUUAUUGAACUAAAAUCAAAUAAUAAACUUCGUACAAAUAUUAGGGAUAGCAUUAAAAACGAGAAAAAUUGGAUUCCUAUAUUAAAUCCCAAAGAUGGUGAAUUAGUAAUUGCAAGAAAAAAUAAAGAAUCAAAGCUAUAUCGUGCAAGAAGUAUAUUGAAAUGUGCAACCGGUAUAGAAUAUAAAUGUUUUUUAAUAGACUGUGGGAGAUUUGAAAAUUGUUCAGAAUUUUUUGAACCUAACAUUUAUUUACAAUCAGUUCCACCAGUUAAAAUACACUGUUCAUUAAAAUUGUCAACAAAAUGCAGUACUAAUUUAUUAGAAAGUAUUAGUCUUGGUUUUAUUGAUGAAAUUAAUAAUUUUAAAAACGAUAUGAAAAGUGUACAGUUCACUAAAGUUGGUAGCCCAUGUAAAGUUAACAUUAAAAUAAAUGGUCUUGAACUCAGAGAGAUUAUUAAGCCAUACAAUGUAACUAUAAGUCAUGCUAAUAAUAUCUUAGAUUUAAACUAUUUUAAAGCUCGUAUGGUUUCAAGUGAAGUUGAGCGUAUGAAACAAAUUUUAAAAAGUACAGUCAAUUUCUCUAAAGUAACUAAUCCGCAAAUAUUCAAUAUAUAUGUGGCCAAACAUAAAAAUCAUUAUAAAAGAGUAAAAUUGUUUUUCAUUUAUGAUAAUUAUUAUGAAGUGAAAUUGGUGGAUGGCUCAAACAUGAGAGUCCCUGUUAAAGAACUAUACAAACUUCCGAAAAGUCUAGAAAACAUUAAAAUAUUGGAUAUAUAUUGUUCUCUUGGAAUAAAUAAAACAAAAUAUUCUAAUGAGAAGUUGUCUGCUCUUUCUAAUAAUGGAAAAACCAUAUUUUCAAUGGUUGUUAUUAAACAUAACAAUGAAAAUGGUCAUUUGGUUAAACUUUUUUUAAAUUCAAAAGAUGUUGAAACACUGAUUGCUCUCUAAUUUUAAUGACAAGUUUUUUUCGUGGUUCUAAUUUUUUAGUAAAAUUUAAGAUAUUAAACCUAAUAUCUCGUGAUUUUUAAAGAAAUAAUGUAAAUGUGAG
Molecule: messenger RNA, 2218 nt
Organism: Cinara cedri
Lineage: Eukaryota; Metazoa; Arthropoda; Insecta; Hemiptera; Aphididae
Source: the annotation of a GenBank genome assembly